Molecule: messenger RNA, 8269 nt
Organism: Lineus longissimus
Lineage: Eukaryota; Metazoa; Nemertea; Pilidiophora; Heteronemertea; Lineidae
Product: protein qui-1-like
Exons: 22
Coding region: 1-4833 (1610 amino acids)
Molecular function (GO): protein binding
Source: RefSeq, a predicted model, not a curated record
AUGGCUGCCAGGCAGCAUCUUGGAAUUUACAUAUCCUCGACUUGUCUGAUAGGAAACAAGUAUGGGUUGUCACCCCUGCCGGCUCAACUAGAAGAAAGUGAAUUCCAACUUCUCAAAUCAUCUGCUUCAAAGUUAGAAAAAGAUGCAGACCUUGUUGCUUCGUGGUACAGGAAAAAUGAUGCAUCAAUUUCAGGCGUUUACUACCUCCAACCAAUUUCAUCAAAAUUCAAGUACUACUACCUCAGGGAGAGCAGAGAUAUCGAGAAGCAUGCUAAAGAUGUGAAGGAAUGGUCCCAUAUUUAUGGUGAAAUGUGUGAGGUGAUAAAUCAUGCAGCAGCGACAGGUCACUCUAACCUCAAACAAAAUCUCAAGGAAGCAUUUACAUCAGGUGUUGCAUUGGAAGUGAAGACAGCCCUCUCAGCUUCCACUAAUGGAUGUCAUUGUAUUGUUCGCAACCUUAAAGGUGUACCUUUAAAGCAAGCUGAUGCAGUGGUGUCCAACUACACAGACUGGGAUUCGACAACAAACAUUUCAGAAGGUGACAGUAUGGUUCGCUUGCGAAACCUCCAAGAAGAGAUUGCUCAGCAGCUGAAGGAAACGAACAAGAAUUACUUCAUUGUCCCAUGGAAAAGCAGUGGAUUUAGUCCCGAAACGUAUUCGGAACACAUGGAUUAUUUACAAAAUUUCAUUGCGUCUGUGACUUAUAUGCUGCGGACUGGAAUUGAGUUUGCCCAGCGUGGUCGGGGCAUGAGUCUCAAGCCUCAUGUGCCUCUGGGGAAGAAGCUGCAGAGCUACACAAGUGCCAAUAUUCAUCUUCAGUAUUUACAAACGUGGAAGAAACCGCUGUUUGGUUUUAAUGGUGCCGAGUUAAGAUUUAGAACUUUACUUGAAAGAGGAGUGCGAGGGGAUCACUUUGCUAUCAUGGUGGAGGGGCCUGAUGGAAGUGGAAAGAGUUCGCUCCUCUUGCAGGCUUGGUGCAUUGCAGCAGACUUGUUUGGUUCAAAAUUUUUCUGCGUGGUGAGGUGUGUCGACCUUACCACAGAUUGUCGGACAUCAGAAGGAAUUUUGCGAAGUAUAUGCCACCAUAUAAACUCAGUAUUAAAGUUAGAAUUAGACUUUGAAGGAUAUUCGUAUGAGGAAUUAGUGGAUUCUUUUAAUAAUUUCCAAGCCACGUUGACAAAGAAUUCAGUGCAUUGGGUGUUUGUCAUCGAUGGGGUUGAGAAACUUGUGAUUAAUGACUCUUGGACUAGACUGGAUUGGUUGUUUAUGGAAUUUAGACCAUUCAUCCAUGUGAUAUUCUCAUAUUCAUCAUCAAUUCCAAAAUCAGACGCGUUCAUCAAAAUGUCGAAGAAACUUGUAAAAAAGGAAACCAUAAUACAAACCCCAGAAUUAGAUGUGCCACAAACCAAAGAAAUGAUGGCUGUUUUGCUCAAAGAUAUUCCGUCUACCUCUGCAUAUUUCUCAGAAGUUUUAAAAGCCAUCUCAAACCGUCCUACACCAUUAUUAAUGAAAUUAUUGUGUGACUUUGCGAGUGACCAUGACAUAUCAAACUCCGAUGCCUACCCAGAAUCUCUUGAAAAUGCUGUGAUAGAAUAUUUUGUCUGUAUCGAAGACGUAUUUGGUGUGUCAACCGUCCGCCAUAUUGCUCAGUAUCUAUCCGCCUCAUUCUGUGGUCUCUCUGAAAUGGAACUGCUUGACAUUCUGUCAUGCAACAAUACUGCCCUGGCUGAGUGCUACCCAGUCACCAUCCCUGAUAUGCUAAGAUUUCAAUGUGCUCUGUGGAUUGAUCUGAAAUGUGCUCUUGGUCCACUCAUCGAGGAAUAUAAUCGAGACGGAAAAGUGCUUUUAAGGUGGCGCCACCACUGCAUUUAUCAAGUUGCCGUCCACAGAUACCUGAAAACGAUUGAUCACAUCCGAGCUAGUCAUCGAGAUAUUGCAAAUUUGUUUCUUGAGACAUAUUUGGAAUCACGUCCAUUAGUUAUGCCCGAGCGUUCUAUCCAUAUUGUAGAAUUUGGACAACGGUGGAUUUGCCCACAACCACUACUUUAUUCAGAAACAAAGUACAACCGUAGGAGAUUGAAUGAACUGUGGUUCCAGCUAAUAGCUGCAGGUGAAAUAUCUGCAUUCAAAGAGCAGUGUUUUUGUAACUUUGAAUACCUGCUAGCUAAGAUGCAUGCCACAUCCAUCCAGGUACUUUUGAGUGACCUUGAGGUGAUGCAGACUAAGCUGCUCGAUGCCGAGCUAUAUCUGGUUGCCAAGGCAAUCAAGGCAUCUGAGGCUAUCCUGACUGAAGAUACUCUCCAGCUUGCGAGUGAACUUAUUGGACAGCUGAGAAAGAUAAGAGGUUGUUACCCAGAUCACCUCAACAGUCUAGUGGUGCAGUCGAUGCAAUGGUGCGACUCCUACAGCCUUCCUCUACUGAUUCCUCUCACGUCUUGGCUGCCAUGUCCAACCCUUGAACUCAUCGGACGCAUUGAUUGUCCAAAUAACAUUGGAAUAGCUGCCACUAACCAGAGUUGCCAGCACGUCUUCUGCACCAAUGGAUCGGAUGUUUCUAUGUACCACAUAGCAUCCAAGAAGACGAUCAAAGCUUAUAAAGCCAACAAUGGGAAGUUGCGAUCAAUGCUGUUGUCGUAUGACAACCGACUGCUAUGUACUGGAUCCUCAGAUGGGAUGGUGGUGGUAUGGAGUGCAGCCACUGGCAAGGAGUUGCAUGUCUUCAGAGAACACAAAAGUUCCAUCCUGUGUUUAGCCAUCACCCACAAAAAUCAUGUCCUCAUAAGUGGUUCCAAGGAUAAAAACUUCAAAGUGAUGACGUUAGAACCAUUUGAACUUCAAGGUACAGUUGCUUGCCACCAGGGGGCAGUCACGUGCAUAAUUGUCAACAGUAAUGAUACAGUUUUUGCUACAGGAUCUCAUGAUUGUAAGGUGAGGGUGUGGUGCAUUGAUGAGUUGGUACUGAUGAAUGUGAUUGACUUUGGCAGUAGGAGCCCUAUACACUCCAUGGCCUUAUCAAUAGACAAUUCAUUCCUCAUCGUAGGCUGUGAGGACAAGACAGUUCACCUGGCUGCAUUUAUAACAGGAACAUAUCUGCAUCAGUUAGAUGAGCAUAAAUCAAAGGUGACCAGUAUAGCAGUAGCACGGAAUUGCUUUCAAGCUGCCAUCGGAUGCGCAGAUGGAAAGCUACAUAUCUAUAACUUCAGGAGCCGAAAACUACAGAAGACUUACUCAGAUUUAUCUCAGGCUAUCACGUCUGUGGCCAUCAGCGGCAAUGAUUCCUAUGUCAUGGGUUCAACCAAGGAUCAUGUCUAUUUUUGGAAACUUAAUCAAGAUCAAGACUUGAAGGUAGACAGCCAAGAUGUUAGGACAGAAGACGAGCAUACUGAUGUCGUCACUUGUAUUGCUGUUUCAAAUGAUGGCAAGACUGCUAUUUCAGGCAGUAAAGAUGGUACAGUGAAAGUGUGGAACCUUGAAGUGAGUGAUCUCGUGGAUACCCUCGAUGCUCAUAACGGCCCCAUAACCUGUGUGGCCAUGGCCAGUGAUGAUGCUUUCAUUGUGUCAGGAUCGGAGGACAAAAUGGUCAAAGUCUGGAGUAAUUCACUUGGAAUUGUGGUGACUAACUUUAAGGAACAUCUCCAUGAAAUCAGCAAUGUCUGUAUCCUCAAGGACAACUUGUGUAUCCUGUCGACCGAUGUUGGUGGCGUUCUCAAGCUGUGGAAAGCUGAUCAUGGCCAUACCAAGUUGACGUUUUCUGGCCAUGCUGAGGUCAUGGCUGUUUCUCCAUGUGGAUUGUUUUCAGCUUCAGGCGCGUCGACAUGUUUGAACAUUUGGACAGUAUUAGAUGGUGAUCAGAUCAAGUCGGUGAGCCAUGCGGAGAGGAUAACCUGUGUCGUAUUCACGUUCGAUUCGCAGUACAUCGUCACAGGUUCUGUGGACAAAUCAUUGAAAGUCUGGGAGACCCAAACAGGAAAAUUAACACAGGUUCUUGUUGAACAUGAUGCCAUGAUAACUACCAUCGCCGUCACUAACUGCAACCAGCAUGUCGUGUCUGGCUCCGCGGACACAAAGAUAUUGGUGUGGAACUUGACUACUGGAACUGUGGAACAUCACCUUUCUGGCCAUAGUGGCACUGUCACUGCUUUGAGGCUCACAUCAGAUGGCACUGUUCUCAUAUCUGGAUCAAAAGAUGGCACCUUGCGAGUGUGGGGUGUCAACCAGGGGUGCCUAAUUACAAUAUUCGACAUGCAUGUGGCGGUGGUGGACCUGCAGAUCACUCAUGAUGCCAGCCAUAUCAUUGUCUGCCUCGAAGACAGCCACCACAUACCACUGAUGUGCCUCCACAAUACUCCGGCAACAGAUGUCAAAUCCAGUGAAGAAAUUGUCAAAUAUGGACACGGUAAGCGCCAGAGUCGUCAAGAGACUCGCCGCCUUAGUCCUGCAGUCAGCAUCCAAUUCAAUGAUGAUGUUUUAUUCAUUGAUACCAACAGAUCAGGCGCUCUUAAGGUCCGCAUACUGAAUGAUACACCGAUUCUUCCUAUUCCACCAAAGUUACGAACUAUCCAUCGCCCUAAUCCAUUACCAUCAUCAAACCUGGAUGUAGACAGGGAGAGAAAACCGUCCCCCUCCACUUCAUCGUCCUCAACCGCAGCUCCAGAAACCACCAGAGUACCAAUAUCGUUGCAGUCAUCACCUGUGAAAGCGCCAAUCAAGAUGGCGUUGGAGUCACGUGAGAAGAAACGGAAAUACAAGGAAUCGCUGAAGGAAAAAGUGGCGAAGAACUCCCUCAAUAAUACAGCCAACAAGAAGAGCUCAAAGAUCUGUGAUAUUUUGUAGAGAAACAAUCUGUCCAGUUGACCAUACUUUAUCUGUAUGCAGACUUUAAAACGGUCAGUGUUAUCUAUUCAUAAUAGACAAGAUUAGCAUCCGCCCCGACUCCGAAUUCAAGUCCUAUUGGAAACUGCGCUCAAUUGUUCAGUUUGACCGGUUAGCAGCAUCACUACUCUCAGUCCGAGUUGAUUUACAUGAAUGUAUGCACACUAGUUUACAAAAAAUUUGGAAAAUUUAACCCACCUAAAACGUCCAUUUUACAGUGUUCUGUUGCCAUCAGAGGGCAUUCGCUUUUCGCAGAGAUCCUAUGGAUCAGAAACACUAGGGAAUGCCCUGAAUCUAGGGAGAGAAAAGAGUUUGUGGUGGGAGAGUGCUUACGAGUCGAUGAUGGACUAUUCCUGUUUUGCAAGGGAGUAUGAACGUACUUCUGGAAAACCCUUGUGCAGUUGAUGAUGAAGAACGCAAAAAGAGAAUCAACUCAUAAUACAUCGGUGAUGGAGUCAGGCGGCUGCUAAUGAUGUCUGAGCCCUUCUACUUUUUAGAAGGUAUCUUAAUUGACACUCGGUAUAUUGAACUAGACAGUUUUUUAACCCUAUAACACCUAGACCAACUGCCAGCGCGAGAACUUAUUCCCCUAGGCCCCGACGUAAUUUUACCUGGAAAUCAAAUUUUUUGCGUUGGGUCCAGCUUUUCACAAAAUGACAUAGGUGAACUUCCAAAUAAUGUAUUACAAGUUCCGUUUAUUUGAAAGAAGAUGAAAUUUCCUAUUAGGUAGGGUACAUCUGAAUUGGAAUCAAACCAAAAAAUCCAUUUCAGCAAUUCAAAUGUCCAACCAGCAUGUACUGGCUUGAAGAGAAAGAAAAACUUAAUUGUCAGAUAUCUCAAAAAGUUCUACAGCAACCACCAUUGUUCAUCCGGGCAUUUGAAAGCUUAAGUUUCAUAGAUUAAUAAUAGGCGGCGCUUUGAAGGAAAUCGGUAGCUUAGCGCGCGAAAUUUGAAUAUGGGUGUUUGAGCGUCAUCGGGCGCCUACAGGUGUUAUAGGGUUAAUGGUAGACAGCCUACCUGUUGAUUCAUAUUUGUCUUGAGAUGUCUGUACUCUGCCGCCAGUUGUAUGGCACGUAACAACCUGCUAGCCAGGUUAAGUGCGCAUGAGUAGGUUCAUGCAAAGGACGACAGUGUUCGAAACGAUGCAUGCUUUGUGUAUGAGGUUUAUUCAAAGACUGCAAGUGUAAAAUAAGGUCAUUACAGGCUAGAUGGUUCCCGAAGAUGGUUAGUACAAGUUGUCACCAUGGAUUGGUAACCUACAAACAUGAACAUAGAGUUUGCAAGUUCAAGUUAGUUCACACAACAAAAAAUGAUUGAGACAUGGGAAAACUAAUUACAUGUAUCUACUUCAGACUCAGAGUUGAGGUGUUAAUAAUCGCAAUGUUCUUAUUUUCCUUAAUCAAUGCUCAAAUCAGUUGAGAAGUUCGCUAAGGUAAUUUGCAAGGAUUCAUUACAUGCCUUACUCGUUAUGAUUACCCGUAGCAACUAAUUACCCUUUGUGCAGAUCUGAUUGCCGAGUAGAGAUGUGAGUGAGUGUAAAUAUGACUUGUCUUUCAAACUGAUGCAAAGGAAUUCCAUAUUUCAAUCAUAUGAUAAUUGUUUAUGCUGGGGGAUUUAUCACAUCAAUUUACCAAAACCAUUACCGUAUUUAUGAGUAUUUAGGCGCAUGCGCAUAUAAACGAAAACCGCUUGUUUUCGCCCGUGUUUUACCUGGUCCAAUUUGCCAUUCUUAAGCGCAUGCGCCUAUAAAUUUUGUGGGGUCAAUUCUAUACUAUACUGUUUCUUAUACUGCGUCGUGUGCAUGUGACUGCGCAGUGUCCCAGAAGUGUGGGAUUCUUGUAUGGCCGAUGCAACUCUGCUUUACCUCGCACCCUGAUCCCUGCCAGGUUGUGGAAUUAUUAUUGUAUUAUUACACAUACAUAUGUUCGUUUUGGAUUAUAAACAAUAGAUAUUAGAUUAAAUAUAACCAGCAUUCGUUUACUUGGAACACUAAACAACACAGGUUUUGUAAGUUACCUUCGCUUUAUGUUUUCUCAUUGUUAAGCGCAUGCGCUAAUAUUCGGGAGAUAAGCGCACCCUGAAUAUAAGUGCAGUGUGCCUAAAUACGGUAGAUUUGGUUAAGGUGGAAAUGAGACAGGUUUGGAAAAGAAUGCAGCCGUCAGUGUGAGUAGCUUCUGCCGGUAAAUAAUUCUUUCGUGGGCAUUAGUAGGGUUCAAUGAUUAUUUUUUUGAUAGAAUUAAGUGGCGUAUUAGAAAGGCUCUGACUAGAGAUAAUAUUAUUACAUCUAGUCAGAGCCUUUCUAUUAUGUCCCAAGAUGAGAAGGCUAGAGGUACGGGAGUUAUUUUAAUCUAUAAUAAUUCCUGAAUUAAACCAUAAUGUAUAUGGUCAGCGAACGUUUGAAAUAUUUAUCUGGAUUUUGUAGGCGUUGCUCAUCCAAAAAAAGCUCCGGUUGUUAUGAGACACUCUUGUUCUAAAGCUUAUGUUAGUUUCAGAUUCAUUAAUGACCAUAGAUUAAUAUUUGGUAUUUGUGUCUUGAUCUCGAGGUCUACUUUAGAGUUAUGGGAUUCGCAGCACCCACAGAUGACAUCUUUUUUUGGUGCCAAUAUAUUUGCCCCUUGAAUGGCCAAAUUUAAUACCCAAUGGAUUUCAAUAUUUGGCACAUAAAUUCAGUCAGUUGUGAUCACCUUGAUCGUACCGGAACUACCAGUAUUUCGAAUGAUUGCCUAUCAGUGGAUGUGUCUCACACCUGCAGCUUUACUCCUGGGUUCAUUCACCCCCCGUGAAUUUUUUUUAAAGGAUAUUCUGGGUAAUUACCACCACUUUUUUUUUCCAGGGUAAAACCUACCAGUAAACCAUCGAAUUUUCUGAGAAAAUCUCUGGUCCCAUGAGAAAAAAUGAAUGUCCUGUAACCACCGUCAACACCAGCUGUGACGGCGUUAGCCCAUUUAUUUAACGAAGUCAAAUGUCCUUUUAACUAUUUUAAUUGGUCAUCUCUUUUGGUCUUAACAUUUCCCAUUUCCGCAGAUCACAGAUCACGUAAUAACUGAAAGUAUAUAAAAUUGAACAAACAUAAGAAAAAUGAAACCAAGCCGGAUACCAAGAUACAGAUGAAAGAAGAGCAAGCCUGCAGAAGACUAGGGCUAGGAGGAGAUAAAUCGAAUGGAAAUUUGGGCAUGACCCGUAGCUUAUUUUACAUCUAGAUAGUAUUACAUUGACUGGGCCUAUUCACAGAGCAAGUAAAUGUCCUUAGGUCUGAAUACAUUUCUAUUAAAGUGCACAGAUAUCUCCUUUUUUCCUUUGUUGACAAUAUUUUCUGGCACCUCCGCUAUGCGGUGCUGCCAUCUGUCGUUACAUUUAGAAAUAAAGCUCAUUGCAGGGUGCGCUUGAGACGCAUCGU